AUGUGUGAUAGCAUUUGCAAAAAUGAAAAGAAGUUUGUCUUGGGGCCUGCCCCCUCGCCUUGCACCACCAUGGAGGACUAUGCCGUUUUUGAACCCGCAGCAAACCCGGUUAUCAAAAACAUAGUCCAAGAAACUACAAUUCAUGUGCCCAAAAUAGAGUACAAGGAAAAUAUCGUCCACGUGCCCAAAGUUGAAUACAGAACGUACCCCGUCGUCAAGGAUGUGGAAACGCCCAUAUACAGAGAAAGGUACAGAUACAAAGAUGUCCAAGUGCCCCAAAAGAAGUUGAGGGUCAAGCCAGUGUAUAAAGUGGUGGAUGUGCCUCAGUAUAAAUAUGUAAAUAAAUAUGUGAAGAGAAAAUACAAACGAUUUCAAUACGUGCCAAAGGAAGUCCCUGUGCCUUUUAGACCCAGGAGAGAAAUCUAUACAGAAAUUCCCAUCCGUAGAUAUAUCCCCCAAUAUAUGGAAAAUGGUCCCAUAGAACCGGACAUGAGUAAUAAUAGCGCUUAUAACCUUCAGGGAGAAUUACCCCUCUUCGAAGGGUACAAUGACAACUUUUUAAAUAUGAUGAAUCCGUUUAGUAGGUAUACGGGCAGAAAGAAGGAUAACUGCUUUCUGAGCUGCCUCUGUAAUGGAAAGAAUGACGAGUCAAUAAUGCACGAAAUUGAUCCUCUUCUCUUUAACGAUGCAAUUUAUACACACGGUAGGGGAAACCUGUACGACAUGAAGAGGAGCUAUGAAUUCCCCCCCGAGCAGUACAACACAUUUGCCUAUAAUAGUUACCCACUUGUUAUACAUAAACGGGAAAAUAAUUUUUAUGACAAAAUGAUUGAGACCACGUCCAACUUGUUGGCAACAGCGGGGGUGGCUCUCGUGCUGGCUGGAAAACUGGGUCUGCAGGGGAUAUCUCUCCUCGUGGGGGGUGCUGACAAGGGGAGCCACAAUGGGACUGGUGCAGUUGGUGGUGCUGGCGCCGAUUCGUAUGCUCUUGAUGGGGGUAGACGUGAUCCGCUUAAAGACACACAGGUUAAGAGAAAACAAAUUGAGGAUCAAAGUGGGAGAAGUGCCACAAAAAGGGCAACCAAAUAG
Molecule: messenger RNA, 1089 nt
Organism: Plasmodium coatneyi
Lineage: Eukaryota; Apicomplexa; Aconoidasida; Haemosporida; Plasmodiidae
Exons: 2
Coding region: 1-1089 (362 amino acids)
Source: RefSeq, a predicted model, not a curated record